CCCCCCCUCCGGAGAGCCAGCAUGAAGCGAGCCCACCCCGACUCCAGCUCGUCGGAUAGCGAGCUAGACGAGACCAUCGAGGUGGAGAAGGAGAGCGCCGAUGAGAAUGGAAACUUGAGUUCGGCCCUAGGUUCCAUGUCCCCAACUACAUCUUCACAGAUCUUGGCCAGGAAAAGACGGAGAGGUAUCAUUGAGAAGCGCCGACGAGACCGGAUCAAUAACAGUUUGUCAGAGCUGAGGCGGCUGGUACCCAGUGCUUUUGAGAAGCAGGGGUCCGCUAAACUCGAAAAAGCAGAAAUCCUGCAGAUGACUGUGGAUCACCUGAAAAUGUUGCACACUGCAGGAGGGAAAGGUUAUUUUGAUGCUCACGCGCUGGCGAUGGACUAUCGGAGUUUGGGGUUUCGGGAAUGCCUGGCGGAAGUGGCCCGUUACCUGAGCAUCAUCGAGGGACUGGACGCCUCGGACCCGCUCCGCGUGCGGCUGGUCUCGCAUCUGAACAACUACGCCUCCCAGCGGGAAGCCGCGAGCGGCGCCCACGCGGGCCUCGGACACAUCCCCUGGGGGAGCGCCUUCGGACACCACCACCCCCACGUCGCGCACCCGCUCCUGCUCGCCCAGAACGGCCCCGGGAACAGCGGCACGGCCGCGUCGCCCACGGAACCGCACCCCCAGGCCAGGUUGGCCUCGGCCCAUCCGGAGCCGCCCGCGCUGCGGGCGCCCCCUAGCGGCGGCCUUGGACCGGUGCUGCCGGUGGUCACCUCCGCCUCCAAACUCUCGCCGCCCCUCCUGUCCUCCCUCUCGGCCUUCCCCUUCUCUUUCGGCUCCUUCCACUUACUCUCUCCCAAUGCACUGAGCCCUUCGGCACCCACGCAGGCAGCAAACCUCGGCAAGCCCUAUAGACCUUGGGGAACCGAGAUCGGAGCUUUUUAAAGGACUGGAUGCUGUAGGAUGGGGGAGGAAAGCUUAACACCCCAGCUGAGCUGGGUUCUGACCAGCAUCACCUUAAAGUCGCCAGUUACAGUCAAAAGGUACCCUCGCAGACCAGUCUUGUUCCCAGACGGAAGGUUUGUUGGUUUACUGAGGUUUUCCUUUUUUUUAUUUUUAAAGUUUUUCUUCUGAUCACGCCGUGUAUUCGCAGUUUUUAAAAAACU
Molecule: messenger RNA, 1151 nt
Organism: Sorex fumeus (smoky shrew)
Lineage: Eukaryota; Metazoa; Chordata; Mammalia; Eulipotyphla; Soricidae
Gene: HEY1
Product: hes related family bHLH transcription factor with YRPW motif 1
Exons: 5
Coding region: 22-930 (302 amino acids)
Biological process (GO): circulatory system development; regulation of neurogenesis; anterior/posterior pattern specification
Cellular component (GO): nucleus
Molecular function (GO): protein dimerization activity; RNA polymerase II cis-regulatory region sequence-specific DNA binding; DNA-binding transcription factor activity, RNA polymerase II-specific
Source: RefSeq, a predicted model, not a curated record